Magnolia sinica is the source of this 11032-nucleotide messenger RNA. RefSeq lists its product as uncharacterized. Gene Ontology annotation, molecular function: DNA binding; protein dimerization activity. The transcript has 7 exons. The record is from RefSeq and is a predicted model, not a curated record. Lineage: Eukaryota; Viridiplantae; Streptophyta; Magnoliopsida; Magnoliales; Magnoliaceae. Bases 8146 to 10833 code for a protein of 895 amino acids.
AAACGUCAUGACCCGAAACGCAGCGCAUUUAAUAUCCCUCACGAGCGAAAGCGACGAUAAAACGCUUCCGGCUUUUAGGUUUUAGCUCUUUUCGUAAGGUAUCGUUUUUUUCCCGAUACAGACGCUUCAUCUCUGCUCUCACAUCGUCCAUCUCCCAAAACGCUUCUCGGCCGGCACCAUCGGAUCGCCUCUCCACCGUCCAUUCUCAUGAUCUAAAGAUGAUGAUGAUGAUUAGUGGAGGACAUGAAGCGAAUGGUCUUUAUUAUCUCGACAAUGGAAUAAUUGGAGCUGCAUUACGGAUGGAUGUCUUAGCUCAUCAAUGGCAUUGCAGACUUGGUCACCAUUCAUGGAGUAGUUUAAAGAGUCUUGUUUCAUCGUUAUCUAAUGUGUUUGAUUUAGAAUACAAAGCUGGUAAAUAAAACAAACAUCGUAGUCUCAUUUCUGGCUUGUGUGGGCAAAACGAGUGAUGGUCAUUUCUCUUUAGUACAUUCUGAUGUAUGGGGUCCAGUUCGUACUAGUUUAUUUAACUUUAAGUUAUUAUUUUGCAACGAUUAUUCUCGCAUAACUUGAUUAUAUUUAAAUAAAGAUUGCUCUAAAGUGUUUUCCUACAAGGAUUUCAUAUGGAAGUGAAAACAUAAUUCAAUGCUAGGGUGUGUAUUCUACGAAUGAGUAUCGACACUCAAUUGAGGUUAUUUUGGUUUUGUUGUUUAAUAUGAAGGUUCAAUAAAUGUUUUUGGAGUGAUGCAAUUUUAACUACAUGUUAUUUAAUAAAUUGGAUGCCAUCAUCUAUUUUGGAGAGUAAAUCACCCUUCUUUUGUUUUGUGUCUUCAUAUUCCUGUGUUUUUUGUCCCACCUAAAGUGUCUGUGCUUUGUGCAUUAGAUAAUUUUGUUUACAAGUGUGAACCCAAAUUUUGAGUGUAUUUUUCUUGGACAUUCACGUAUCCAACGAGGAUGCAAGUGCUACAAUCUCUCUCUCGCAAAUGUUAUGUCUUAGUUGAUGUCACAUUCUUUGAAAGUAGCCUAUGUUUUUUUAAGAUGGUAAGUCGUUGUAGUUUGGAGAAAUGUUUGCUACUCUUUCCAUUGUACUUUGACACAACUUACAUUGGAAGAAAAUUUUGUACAACGUUUAGUUCCACCAUUGCAAGUCUACUCCAGACAUAUUGAGCGUGAUAAUGAAGUUCAUCCAAUUGCAAUUUCCACCAAUCCUCUAGCUCCAUCUGAAUAUCAUCAUCCUCCAGAAUCUCCUUCUUUAGCAUUUAAUGAAGAUAACUUGCUCUUUGCAAGGGUAAACGUUCAUUCAUUCAAUAUAUUAUUUUUCAUUUUGUUUCCUUUGAUGGUUUAUCUCCUUUUCACAAAUUUGCAUUGUCCUUAUCGUUUGUGUUUGUUCCUCAUUCUCUCCAAGAAGCUCUCAAUCAUUGUUGAUGGAAACGAGCUAUGGAAGAUUGAUGUUGCUCUCCAACACCAUCAAACUUGGACUCUAAUUGACUUAUUUGUUGGAAAAUGAGCAAUUAGGUGUCGCUAGGUGUACAUGGUUAAGUAUAAUCUAGAUGGCUUAGUUUUUAAUCUAAGACGAGCUUCGGACUUUGCCGAUUGAGAAAUUAAGACAAGACCUGAAAUGAACCAAAAAAAGACGACAAUGGUAGCCCAUUAAAGGCCAACUCCGGAAUGUCCGAGAACGUUUAAAAGUUCUCCGCCACGGAGGACAGAGUCUUCGUUGACUUGACUUACGGAAUACAAGUGAACAACACGAGACUUCUCGGGGGUGAGCACAGAAAGAGAAGGAAGAGUACCUCCUAUUGGGAGACUUAGUACAACUUCUUAAGGGUUUUUAUUUUAUACCCCAGCGUCGGUUUGCUUGCCUUGUGAAGUGUUGUGUUGGGCUUCUCUCUUAGGGAAGCCCUACGCUCCACUUUUCUACAUUUUUGUCUAUCAAACUAAAGUAACAACAUUGCUCCAAAAUUAGCUUGGUUCCAAGAUAUAGAAUUUAUGUUGAAUCACCACUUAGCGAGGGGUUUUAUUUUUUUUGAAGAGAUACAUUUAUUAAGAAAACCCCCACCAAGCUAGACAGGAAAAGAAUACAAAAAAAAAAAAAGAAAAAAAAAAAAAACGAAAGGCCUCAACAGCGUGAUCAAAUCACAAGAAAGAAGGCCGCUACUAAGCAGACCACUCUGACAGCAAGGCGCACGAUCCCAUCAACAUUGCAUGAAGGGAGUGAGUCUGAUUGCAAGAACGUCUUUGAUUCCUCUCACCCCAUAUGGACCACCAAACCCUAGGCAAAGUUAAUCUCCAUCUCGAAGAAAGUUACUUGCUCCCUCCUCCCCAAUGCCAAGCCCAUAAAAGAUUCUCCACAGAACUUGGCAUUGCCUAGACCACUCCUUGGGUUGCUAGGAACCAAUCCCAAAUCUUCUGGGCGAAUGGGUAGAAAACGAACAAAUGGUCAACCGUUUCUGCAUCUCGUUCACACAUGCAACACUUAUUAGGAAUAACCUUAGACCUUUUUAAGAGAUUAUUUGCCACUUUCGGAGGAGCUCCGUAAGACCAGAAAUGAUAGGCGUGCCUAUCGGGAGAAAUCGAAGCAUUGGCCUGGAGCAAAGAGUAGAAAGAUUUGACUGAAAACCUCCUUGAGCUAAGCAGUGUUCGAAGUAUCAGUAUCGCUACAAGUUUCGCUGUUUGGGGAUACGAAAACAUUAUCAAUAUCGCCAAUAAUAUCGUUGAUAAUCAGAAAUGUGAAAAAACAUGGGAAAAACGGUAGAAUUUUUAGUGAAACUUCAGGAGAAGCUAAAAUACACAUAUUUGCAUAUUUAGGAAUAAAAAAAAUUACAAAAGAAUGUAUACACAAUAAGUUUUCAUUUAAUGGGGGCUUAAAAGCAUGUGUCGUCGUAAGAAACAGUCUAACCAUCCCAUCCAUCCCAUUUAACCAUCCAAUUAUCCAUCCAACCUUCCAUUCAAACAUUUAUCAAUAUUGCAGAAUAUUGACAACUCAUGAUAUUUUGCAAAGAAAUCAUCAAUAACAAGAAAGGAAACAAAAGAUUGUGGUCUUGAUAUCGUGCAUGUUGUGAUAACGAUAAUAUUGAGAUAUUAUCAAUAUUAGCAACGACAAACUGAAAAUUACAUACAAUAAUGUGCUCAUAAAAAAAUUUGAAAUAGAUUUUUUUUUUUUUUUUAAUAAAUAAAUAAACAAACUUUCUCCGAUAUCUCUAUGUUGGCGAUAGUAUUGAAAUAUUGCCAAUGCACUUGGGAUACAAGUGUCACCUAAAAUUUACACAAUCUAAAAUAUUGAUGAUAUCGAUACAUUAACAAUACAAGCGACGCCUGGAAUUUACACUAUUGAAAAUAUUGGCGAUAUCAAUUCGUUUGCGAUACUUACCAAUACAUUGUUGAUGCUUGGAAUUUCUAAUACUACCAGUGUAACCGGGAUUGCUACCGGUGUUAUCGGUACUGCCAAGCUGCAAAUAACGAUAAUAUCGAAGAUAUUUCGAUAAUAUCAUUCAUGUAGAUAAUUCAAACAAUGGAGCUAAGCAUACGCCAAACCAUAGAAUCUGAAUCCCUAGUUGGGGCUAAAAGCUGCAAAUGCUGGAGAAGAGCGAUAUACUCCAUUAUCUUAUCUUCUGUUAGGUUCCUUCUGCACAGAGGAUACCAAACUACCGUCGAACUACAUAAAGAGUAGCAAUCAACCACCUUCACAUCGGCCGAUGGCGUAAGGGAAGCCAAUGAAGGGAAGUCUGUACUUAGCAGCCUCUCGCCACACCAAAUAUCCUCCCAGAACAUGAUAUUAGAGCCGUCCCUAAUGGCAAAGGAUACGCCUUGCUAGAAGACAUCCUUGAGAGACAUCACCGAUCUCCAUAUAAAUGAAGCUCUAUAUAACGAAGAUCUCUUAUUAUGACAUCCCCCAUCUUGAAGCGUGUACUCGGCAACAAUGACUUGAUGCCAGAAACCAUUGACUUCCGUUGCAAAUCACCAUAACCAUUUUCCAAGAAGAGCUAAAUUCAUGCUUCCAAGGGCCCGCAAGCCAACACCUCCCUGAUCAACAGGUUUAUAGACUUCCUGAUGGGGACAUCAGAGGACCUACUCAGGUGUACCAAAGACAGAGAUGACUACUCACAUUAGUGCCGCUUUCUUUGUGGAUGGGAGAUGAGUCCAGAUGGGGCCCACCUGGCCAUUUUAAAGACCCCACAUUGGACGUGCAUAAGAAAGACCCCACAUUGGGAUGAUGCAUGUGGGUUGCUUAAGAGAUCAUUUUUGUCAUAGGAUUUCUAUUUCGUGUCGAUCCGACCGUUAGAUCUUGUCGAUCAGGCCAUCGGGCCACCUAAUCUUUUAGAUCUAGGCCCCUUGGACUCGGUUCUUGCUUUCUUUAUGAUUUUAUUUUUAGGAUUUAUUUGAUGGUUGAGGUUGAUAAUAAAUGUUUUACUUUUCUUAUUUUGGACGAUGGGCCACUUCACUUAAGUGAGUGACAUAGUUGUAAUUAUGCUGAAUUUUUAAUAAUAAAAGCACAGGGGGUUGGAGAUCCAACCCUAUUGGAUUUUGUGAUUAAAAAGAAGAAGAGAAAAGGCUUUCUUCUUCCAUCUUCAUGCGAUUUGAAGAUACUUACAUGUGAUUUGGAAGGAAGAUUGGUGCGAUGCUAAUCUUCAUUAACGGAGGUGCAAUGUCUCCAUCUAUCCCCACACCAUCUUCUCUUUUCUUUUCCAUCCAGGUAUUUUCUUCAGGUUCUUCAUUCUCCCAUCCCAGAUCUUCAUCUUCUCCCAAACCCAACUUUCUCAUACCCAUCCAUAAUCCAAACCUUAACCGAGGUAAACCCAUCCACCCCAUGCCACAUGUGUGAUCGUACGACCACACGUGUGAAUCCCACCUAGCCCCUUUUUGCUUUCCAUCGUCCUUAUAUCAAAACUCCUUUCUUCCAUUCCCAAAACCCUAACCAUAAACCUAAAAUCCCUAACUUUCCUAGAUUUUCCCUAAUUAAAAAAAAAAAAAAACCCUAAUUCCAAAAUUCUCAAUUCCCAUGAACCCUAAUUCUUCAAAUUUCAGAUUUUCUCCUUCCUAACCCUAAUCAUAAAACCUACAAAUCUAUCCCUUGAGUGUGGAACGUGCCUAUGCUAAAUUGGAAGUUCUAUCCUUCCAUCGAGCCUAUUUUUAAUUGAUUUUUGUGAUUUCAUAGCAUGUGGGCAUGUGAUUUAAGUUAAAUCAGAUUUUAUUUCCUAUUGUUUACUCUUAAUUACUUGGUGGAUAAGCAUCUUUUGUUAAUUGAAUUAUUUUAUGGACUCUUUCAUAAUCUCCAUGUUGCAUGCUAGCAUCAAAUAAUGUGUCUUGCAUUACUUCCUCCCACUUCAACAAAUGGAACUUGUAACUAUUAGUGGUUCCCUUCCAGAGAAAAUUCGGUCUUAGCUUUUCGAGUCUUGUACCCUUUGAGGACAUUUAAAAAUGGACAAAGUAUAUGGGCAUGUUAGAAAAGGCCACCUUAAUCUACAUGAGGCAACCUCCCAAAGAAAAAUGUUGGCUCCUCCAUUUGGAGAGUUUAUACUCAAUGCUCUCUAUCACUUUAUCCCAAAGAUGAACCGUUGGUUUGCCAAUGCAAAGUGGUAACCCAAAUAAUAAGGGAAAGAUUCAAUUUUACAACUAAAAAAGGAUGCAAGGCUGGUCAACUCAUCGUGAGGAACGUGCACACCAAGGAGUUCGCUUUUUGUCACAUUAAUCUUUAGCCCGAAGACCGCUUCAAAGCAUGAGACCACUUUCUGCAAGUUGUCCACCAUGGCUAGGUCCACUUUAGAAAAAAUAAUUGUAUCAUCUGCAAAUUGUAGGUGCAAUACUGGAGUCGCCACCCCGGCCACCUUGAACCUGUAAAGAGACCUGUCUCUUGCCCUCUAGCUAGCAUGCGACUGAAGGCUUUUGCCACCAUGAUGAAGAGAUAAGGGGACAUGGGGUCUUCUUGUCUAAGACUCCUAGAAGAUUCGAAGUACCCUUUGGGGGAGCUGUUAAGUAGCAUCGAGAAGGAGGCAGACCUGACACGAAUCUGCAUCCACUUUCUCCAUUUGUCUCCAAAACCCAUUCUAGUUAACAAGUAAUCCAGGAAAUCCCAAUCUACAUGAUCGUAGGCUUUCAUCUAGCUUGCAAACUACCCUGGCUUUUUUUUGUUUGAAUCGAGCAUCGAUGCACUCAUGGGCAAUAAGAGCCGAAUCAAGAAUUUGUCUAACCCCCACAAAUGCUACUUGAUUUGGAGAAAUAAUACUAUCCAUCUCUUUCUCAAGUCUUGAUGUGAGCACCUUUACAAGGAUUUUGUACAGACUUCCAAUCAAAUUGAUCGGUCUGAAAUCUUUCGUCCCUUCCGCACCAUCGAUCUUCGGAAUGAGGACGAUAAAGGUGGCUCCCAGCUCGGACGGAAAGCGCCCUUCUUGAAAAAAUUCCUGGAGAAAUCCAUCACAUCUUUUUUCACCACGUGCCAAAAAACCUUAGAGAGCUAAAGGGAAGCCGUUGGGGCCUGGAGCUUUGUCACUUCCCAAACUGUCCAAAGCUUCCUUGACUUCAUCUUCAAGGAUCGGCUUCUCCGGGGAUGUCGCUGCUUCUCCUGAAAUUUGAUCAAAAUGGAGCAGAUCCAACCUUUGCCUAACCCAAUGGUUCUUCGACAGGAGACUUUGAGAGAAGCCAACUAUAGAUUGGCACGCUUCUUCCUUCUUUUCCAACCCGAUCCUGUCCACUACAAUAGACGAAAUAAGAUGACAUCUCGCUUUAGCUGUCGCAAUAUUGUGAAAAAAGUGCGUGUUUUUGUCACCUUCCUUCAGCCACAAUGCCCUUGAGUGCUGUCUCCAUUUGAUCUCCUGCUCCUUGAGGAACUUAAGAGUAAUCUGCCUCUCAAUGUCAUCAUCAGAAGCAUCACCUCCCUCCUUGAGAUCAAUGGCGUGGAUCUCAUCGAGGAUUUCAGAAAAAGAAGACUCUCUGGCAAUGAAGAAAUCUUUGUUCCAAUCCUUCAGCUUUUCUUUGAGGAGUUUCAGUUUCUUGUGAAGACAGAAAACGGCCCUGACUUCCACCUAGAAGGAAUUCCACCAAUUGACAACUAAAUCUGCAAAUCCUUCAAAUUCCAACCACAUAAGUUCAAACCGAAGAGGUUUCGGACCCAACCUUUCAACUUCAACAUGAAGGAGAAUGGGCCCAUCAUCUGAUGUGGGCCUCGAAAAUCCUGUCAGUUGAAUCAUUGCAUAUCUGGCCAUCCAAUCUGGGUUAACAAAGAAUCUGUCCCGCCUACACAUGGUCGGAGGAUUCCUACCAUUAGACCAGGUGAACUUCGCAUCAGACAUUGGAAUGUCAUUGCUGCACCCAAGAAGCAAAAUCCUGCAUGUGUUUGGAAGGCCGCAUGAAAAGUCAAGUGGGGCACGCCACAUGAAACAGUAGGGUUUGAAUGUCCACCACUGAAACAUUCAUGUUCCCACAGGCUAAUAUUUGUGUUUUCAGUUUACCAUAGUGGGAUAACCUUAUGAACGGUUUGAAUGGUAUAUAAAUAUCCCAAUGGGCCUGAGAAGGUUUCAAUGGUGGGCAUUUCCAUCACCACUAUUUCCUCUCAUGUGGCGCAUAUAACUUUUGAUCCGCCUCAUUUUUGGACUCAUGUCCUAACAUGAGCUGGUGAAACCGAUGGAUGGAGUGGAUUUCUCUUGUAGAUUGGAGAAAUUUUCACAUUGUGUCGAUUGGAGAUAAAUUUGCAAGGGUAUGCAUAAGUAGAAGGGAACCUAUGCAGGGGGUGAAAAAGAAGUGAUCAAAACAAACAGCAAGGGCUACUUAGUCCAAUAAAAGUCAUGAAAAAAAUAAGUGAUUAAAACAAAUAAAAAAUACUAAAAUUUAUUCUGACUUUUAUUAUUAUAGAUAAUUUGUGCUCUUUAGAAGAAACUUCUUUUUGUUUCCUAAUCACCGAUUAUUAUCGCCAUUACUUUGUUUUUACAGCUUUGUUUAUUCUUGUGAAGGAUAUUUUAUGGGGCAUCAAACUUGGUGAGAGAACAAGGCAUGGAAAUCUCUACUUCCUCACUAUUUUCAAAGGUCUCUUUCAACAGUGACGUCAUCAAUGGUUUUUGUUGUUAUUUGGCAUCGUCUUAGUCAUGCUGGUUUGCAGAUUGUGACGUUGAGGUCGCUAUAUUGCAUACUUUGGACUCUCAACUUGUAAUUAAUAAAAUGCCGCGUGAGCUAGAUAUAGGGUGGCAACAUGGGAAGAUGAUUGGAGGACAUAGGCACCAUAUACAGUGCAACUAUUGUCAUCGAACUAUGAUUGGGGGUGUUACUCGUUUCAAAAAACACUUGGCUAGCAAAAGGGGAGAAAUUAAGGGUUGUGAGGCUGUCCCCAAAGAAAUAAGAGAUAACAUGAGAAAACAUUUAGCUUUGGGGAAAAUGAAAAAGUCUUCAGAAAAGAAGGAAAAGAGGCUGGGGAUUGAAACCUUGAAUGCAUUGCAGUAUGAUAGCAAGGACUCGGAAUCAGAUGAAUCAGAUCGAGAGAUAGCAGCUGCUAGACUGGAGAGCUUACGGACCUUGCAUAAAGAUGAAGAAAACCGCCGCCUAAUCAUUAAUGAACCUAAACCAGACCAUCAACAAUUUGUGGCGGGUACUCAGGAGUGCUAUCAUGCUUUCUCAAGUGUUCCAUCCAAGGAUGAGCAGGGUUUGGUACCUCCGAAAGCAACAGAUCCUGGAUGGGCUCAUGGCACAAUGGUAGAAGGGGAUCGGCAGAAAAUCAAGUGCAGAUAUUGUCACAAGGUAAUAUUAGGGGGUGGGAUUUCCCGACUAAAACAGCAUUUGGCAGGGGAAAGGGGAAAUAUAGCCCCAUGCGAGAAAGUACCUGAAGACGUGAGAGGGCACAUGCAACAACAUUUAGGAUUUAAAGUUUUGGAAAGACUAAAGAAGCGGAAAGAAUUGGAAACUGGUAAUGGUCUCUCUCAGGAAGGGAUGGAAGUGGGCUGUCAUGAUGACUUGAAAAGGAGCCCUAAUGCAACUUCUGCACUUAGCAAUGGUCGUAGAAGAAGGCGGAAGUCAGAGGAUGGAGGAUCCUCAGGUCAACGAAAGAGAACUAGGAAUUUGUUGACUGCACCAGCAACACCUGUUUCUCAACCCAGUUUGCACCUCACUUUUGCUUCCCAAGAAAGCAUGGACCAAGCAGAUAUGGCUGUUGCGAAGUUCAUGUAUGAUGCCGGCAUACCAUUCGGUGCAGCAAAAUCGUUAUAUUUUCAGCCAAUGGCUGAUGCCAUUGCUGCAGUUGGCCCUGGCUAUAAAAUGCCCUCUUAUCAUGCUCUACGGGGGAAAUUGUUGGACAAGAGUGUCCGUGAAGCAGGAGAGUUAUAUCAAGAACUAAGAAAGUCGUGGGAAGUCACUGGGUGUUCAGUCAUGGCCGAUAGGUGGAUAGACAAAAGCGACCGUACUGUUAUAAAUUUUUUCGUUUAUUGUCCAAAGGGUACCACGUUCCUCAAGUCAGUAGAUGCUUCUGAUAUUUCUAAAAAUCCAGAAGCCUUGAUGAAUCUGUUUGAUAGUAUCGUCCAAGUGGUUGGCCCCAAGAAUAUUGUUCAUUUCUUGACAGAUGGUUCAGCUAGUUUUCAAUCAGCGGGAAAAUUGUUGCUGAACAAGUACAAGACCUUUUUUUGGAGCACAUGUGCAGCUCAUUGCAUCGAUCUAAUGCUCGAGGAAUUUGGCAAGUUGGGUGAAGUGAAAGAGAUCUUGGCAAAGGCGAAAAGAAUCAGUAGAUUCAUAUAUAACCAUGCAUGGGUUCUGGAUUUGAUGAGGAAAAGAACAGGCGGAAGAGACAUUGUUCGGCCCGCCAUGACAAAGUCCGCAACUGACUUCUUAACAUUGCAAAGCAUCGUAUCUUUGAAAGAACCCUUACAUCAGAUGUUCACGAGUACCACUUGGGUGCAGUCGGAUUUCUCUAAACAAAGGUCAGGGAUAAAGGUGACAGAGGUCGUGUUGGACCCACUGUUCUGGUCGUCGUGUGCCAAAAUCCUGAAAGUUGGCAAACCCGUCAUUACAGUCUUACACUUUGCAGAUAGUGAGGAGAGACCUUCUAUGGGUUACAUAUAUGAUGCGAUGGAGAAGGCAAAGAAAGGCAUCAUUGUAGCAUUCAACAAUAAGGAAAUUGAUUAUUUGCCAUACUUGGAGGUCAUUGAUCAUAUAUGGGAAAAGCAACUCCAUAGCCCCCUUCACGCAGCUGCUUACUAUCUUAACCCGUCCAUAUUUUACAAUCCAAGCUUCUCCAAUAGUAAUAAAAGGAUCCAGAAAGGCUUGCUCGAUUGCAUUGAGACCUUGGAGCCUGAUCUAGCUGUUCAAGAAAGGAUUACGAGCUAUCUGUCUUACUAUGAGCAGGCUGUGGGGGAUUUCAGCCGCCCUGUGGCAGUACGGGGUCGAGAUUCACUAUCUCCAGCUACAUGGUGGUCGCUGUACGCAUCAGACUGCCCAGAUCUUCAACGCUUUGCCAUUAGAAUCUUAAGCCAAACAUGUAGCAGAACCAGAUGUGAGAGGAAUCACAGCAUAGCUGAUCAUGUCCAUUCAAAUAAGAGAAAUAGAUUGGAGGAUGAAAGGUUGAAAGACCUCAUCUUUAUCCACCAUAACUUGCGGCUUCAACAGAGGCAAACAGUGCCAUUGGGAAAUAAAGCACUGAUGAGAGGUGGAUACGAUCCAAUAUGUUUGGAGGGAAUGAAUUCCAAUGCCAGAGAUUGGGUUGAGGAUCCUGGGGUUCUACUAGGUGAAGAUAUCAGUUGGAUGGACGUAGCUCUACCAAGCGAUUCAAUUGCUGCAAGUAACAUGGUUAGCAAUGUCGAUGAUAAUAGCAUUGAUGAUAGAAGCAGUGACGGCACAGAUGAAGAAGAUGGCGCUGAGGACUCAUAAGACCUUGCUUAAGGACCCAUUGCAUGGAAAGCUGCGGAUAUCGCAACCGUGAAAGUCAGCGAAUCUUUGAGCUUACAGUUUGUGCAACCAGAGCUUGCUGGUGUCUGUUAUAGUAUAUGUGAACACUGUAAACAUUUAGAUCUUUCCUCUGUAAACAAUUCCAAUCAGCCCCAGAUUUGGACCUGGCCCAUUCAUUUAC